This is a messenger RNA of Drosophila takahashii, 5707 nucleotides long. It is a transcript of the gene vir, whose product is annotated as VIR_N domain-containing protein. NCBI's taxonomy places the organism in Eukaryota, Metazoa, Arthropoda, Insecta, Diptera, Drosophilidae. Gene Ontology annotation, cellular component: RNA N6-methyladenosine methyltransferase complex. Gene Ontology annotation, molecular function: RNA binding. The record is from RefSeq and is a predicted model, not a curated record.
AUGGCGGAUGUGGACGAUGGGAGCGAGCUGCUGUUCUUCGACACCUUUUCGCACGAGGAAGUGACGGACAUCAACUUGGACCUGGUGCAGUUUCCCAAGCCGGUUUUCAUCACACAGGUGCGCAUCAUUCCGCUGGGCGCCCGUGUGCAGGCGGAUUUUCCCGGCGGCGUGCGCCUGGGGGCCACCAAUCCGUCCAAAUUCGAUCUGGAGUUCUUUGUCAACGAUUUGGGGAUGCCUGCUGCGUCGGCAUUCGAGAAUCUCGGCCUGCUGCGGUACAACCAGAACGACUGCAUCCACUUGGACUGCUCGCAGGAGAAGAUCGUCACCGAUGGCCUGGUGCUGCGCGGCUGGUACAGCACCAUCACUUUGGCCAUCUAUGGGAUCUUCACCAACUCGGUGACGGAGCCCAUAGCCAGUCCCACGUUGCCCUGCGAGCCGGUUGGCCCGGAAAUCAGCAACCUGAGUGGCGAGCAGGUGCUGCUCCAGGAGCAGGACGUCCUGAAGGACGAGUGGCAGGAGCCGAUGCAGGCCGAGAUGCUGGCCGCCCACAAGGGCAAUGUGAGUGACUAUGAUCCUGAGGAUAUGGAGUACGGGAUUUCGCGGGAUCACUACCACCAGCAUGCCGAUCAGGAUCAGGAGCAGCGGGAAAUGCGCCGCCUGCGUCGCUCCACGCACUCCACGGAUCACUCGCCGCCGCCACCGCCGAGAAGAUCGCACACGCACUCGGAGAGCAACGACAGGGAGUACAUCAGAUGCUCCCGCGACAAGGGCUCCAGGGAUUGGUCACGUUCACCGGAAUACCCCAGCCAUCGGUCGCGUCGCAAGCGCUCGGAACGAUCUCGUUCCGAUGUGGACGAGCACAAGUGGCCCAGGACGCCGCCGGCAUCGAUUGACUCGCCCACGCGACCGCGCUCGCCCGACACCAUGGACUACGAAGACGACGACUCGCGCUCCCACUACAAGAUGCAGUCCUCCCACUACAGACACUCCUCGGAAUCGCUGCACCGCGGAAUCGCUGAUCGAGAUCGCGACGACGAGGAGCGAUCAUGCACGCCGCAGGAGCAGUUCGAGCCCAUUCUCAGUGACGACGAGAUCAUCGGCGACGACGACGAGGAGGACGAUGCAGUCGAUGCGGCUGCCAUUGCGGAGUACGAACGUGAAUUGGAGGCCGCUGCUGCCUCUGCUCCUCCUGCCAUCGAUGCUUUUGAGCCCUGGCAGAAGCCACUGCUGGUCUACGAAGGCGACAUGGCUUCGCACUUCAGCAAGGAGCUGGAAACUCUAAAGCUGCUCUUCAAGAAACUCAUUCUUCAAACGCGUUGCGAAAAUGUGGCUGCUUUCGGCGAGGAGCACGGCGCCAGUGUGGACGAAAGGGAGCAAUUCGUGUACUUGGGAGAGCAACUGAACAACCAACUGGGCUACUUGGCCCAGCACUUCAAGCGCCGGAACUUUGUGCUGCAGCAGUUCUUCGGCAACGACGAGGUUCACCUGCGUCAGGCGGCCAAUGUUCUGCAGAUUGCCCUCAGUUUCCAGGCGGCCUGCAUGCAGCCGCAGCCCGCUUUCAAGAUUCGGCACAUCAAGCUGGGCGCCCGCAUGGCCGAGCUGCUGGGCUGCAGCGAGGAUCUCUUCCAGCAUUUGCUGAAAGAGCACCAGUUCGACAUCUUCGAGGCCGUCUUCCGGCUGUACCACGAACCCUACAUGGCGCUGUCCAUCAAGCUGCAGCUGCUCAAGGCCGUUUACGCCCUGCUGGACACCAGGAUGUGCAUCGAUCACUUUAUGGCCUCGAAGGACAAUGGCUACCAGAUGAUUGUGGAGGCCCUCAAGAGCGCAAAGUUGACGAGAACAAAAUACGCAUUGCAGGCGAUCUUGAGGAAACUUCAUCUGUGGGAAGGCCUGGAGAGUGUGCAGAUCUGGUGCCGGCGACUCUUUGUGGACAGGAUAAUCAUACCGGGCAAUCGCGAUCAAAUGGAGGACACUGUGAUAACGUGUCAGCAAAUUGAGUUCGCCUUCGACAUGCUAAUGGAUGCCCUGUUUUCCAGCCAACUUAGCUACUUGCAGCCGCGCCGCUUUCUGCCCGUUUCCAAGAAAUUCGAGGUGGUCACCGAUCCCACAGCGCAACGGAGUUUUGGCAAUGCUUUGCAGUCGUAUUUGGGACAGAAUUCUGUGGCGGAAUCUCUGCUGGUUUUGCUGGCAAACUGCAAGGAGCUGCCGGCCACCACAUAUUUGAGCAUGCUUGAUUUGAUGCACACCCUGCUGCGGUCCCAUGUGGGCAUUGAUUACUUUGUGGAUGAUGCCUUCCCUGUUACCCAGACAAUUGUGGCUAUAUUGUUGGGCCUGGAUGAGAUUCCCAGGAGUCCAGAGGAGGAGGUGAAGCCGGAAAAGGCUGAGCAAGAGGGGGAGCUAAAGGAAGGCUCAAAAGAUGCAGUUGGUGGCGAGAAACCAAGUGUACAAACAGCUGAAGAGGAGGUAAAGACUGCUCCUGCCUCGGUUCCUCCUACUGCAAUUCCAGUUCCUCAACCUCAAGUGCGACCCAGGCCCAUCCUUCGACCAGUGCUGCCUCGCCUGGCCAGAUUAGGCAUUGAAAUGUCCUACAAAGUGCAGACACGUUACCACCUGGACGCCAUUGUGUACGCAGCCGCUGCUCCCGACUACGAUGCCGUCAAGUUGGCCACUCAUAUGCAUGCCAUCUACUCGCAAACCUGCGAUCCCGCUGGAAGACAGCACACCAUCGAGGUGCUCGGUCUGAAUAACAACCUGAAGAUCUUUAUGGAUCUGAUCAAAAAGGAACAGCGCCUGCAGACGCAACGCCAACUGAGCUCGCCGGGCACCAAGUACAAGAGUCCGGUGUUGAGCUAUGCCGUGGAUAUGGUGGACGCCUGCGUCCGCUAUUGCGAGCAGUUGGAUUACCUUAUCGAACAUGGAGGUGUGAUUUUGGAGCUGGCCAAGAACCACGAGACCUUCGAGCCGUCGGUGUCGGCAGUGCUGCAGGAGAUGUACGUGUAUAUGAAACCGCUGGAGGCCAUCAACGUAUUCGUUUACGACGACAUCAUGCCGCUGGUGGAGGUGAUUGGGCGCUCCUUGGAUUACCUGACCACUUUUCCGGGCGAUUUGAUCAUGGCCCUGCGGAUUUUGCGUUACCUCGCCAUCAGCAAACCAACUGCAGGUCAAAAGGCUCCGCCUGUCACCGAGGAACUGAAGCAUCGCUUUGUUGCACUGCAGCUCUAUGCCGCCGAUGGCGUUCAGUUGUGCAUCCAGAUUAUGGAGCGUUUGUGUGCCUACUUUGAGCAGCCGGGUGCCCAUGCUCCUGCUUUGAUGACCAUCCAAGGAGUGCACUGCUGCCAGAUCAUGCUGCCCACGCUGCAGAUCCUCCGCGAGCUGCUCUCCUACGCCAUUCUGUGCCGGGAUGGCACCUACAAGGAUCUCACCGCCAUCGAUCACCUGGUAAAGGUGUACUAUCUGCUUUACUACUAUCCCACGCGCUGCCAGGCGGGUCUCGAAGUCGAGCAGUGCAAGAUGGAGGUGGUGCAGACCCUGCUGGCCUACACUCAGCCGAACGAACAGGAUGAGGAAUCGCUGCACAAGUCGCUCUGGACGCUGAUGAUCAGGGAGGUGCUCAAAAACGUCGAUGGCCCCGCACACUUUAUUCCAGGACUUAAACUACUUGCGGAGCUGCUUCCCCUUCCGCUACCAAUGCCCCAGCCGCUUUGCGACCAAUUGCAGCAGCAGCACAAACAGCGUUUGAUAACCGAGCGCAAACUGUGGUCCGCCCACUUGCAUCCGCAGAGCGGACAGAUUGCCAAGCUGGUGGAGGCACUGGCUCCGUCCAGUUUCCCACAGCUCUCCGAACUGCUGCAGCGAGUUUGCAUGCAGCUGUCGGAUCUGGCGCCCAAUAUGACUCUACUCAUUGCCAAGACCAUAACGGAGCUGCUGUGCACUGAGUACCAGACAUCCAACUGCAUUCCCACCACCAAUCUGGAAAGGCUGCUCCGUUUCUCCACGCGCCUGUGCGCAUUUGCUCCUCUGAAGAGUUCCAUGUUGUCCAUACUUUCGGGCAAGUUCUGGGAACUUUUCCAAUCGCUACUGGCCCUCAACGAGUUCAACGACGUGGUCUCCAAUUGCCAGGAGGCGGUGCAUCGUAUCCUGGACAGCUUCCUUGACUCUGGAAUUUCGCUGAUCUCGCACAAGUCCACGGCUUCGCCAGCUCUCAAUCUUUCUGCGGCACUGCCACCCAAGGAACUCAUUCCGCGUAUAAUCGAUGCUGUCUUCAGUAACUUGACGAGUGUGGAGGUUACCCAUGGCAUAUCGAUUCUGGCGGUGCGCAAUCUGGUCAUUCUCACGGAGCACGACUUCACCUUUUACCACCUGGCGCAGUUGCUGAAGCAAAAGAUCACCGAGUUUCAGGCCUGGAUGGAGCGUGUAAUCCUUCACAACGAAACGGUGGAGUACAACGCCAACAUCGAAUCUCUAAUCCUGCUGCUGCGUUCACUCACCCAAAUCGAACCGCCGCCCACUAUGUCCGCCAUGCCGCAUCGCACUUUGAAACUGGGCGCCACGGAACUGGCGCAGCUGGUGGAAUUCCAGGACAUUGAGCUGGCCAAGCCGCCGGUUUUAAGUCGCAUUCUCACCGUCAUGGAGAAGUACAAGGCGGUGGCCAACGAGGCGGCGCUGAGCGACCUCAAGCAACUGAUUCUGCUGCAGGCCUCCAAACAGGAGAUUCUCGCCGGGAUCAGCACUGAAACGCCACCUGAGGGAGGAGAUGGUGAAGCCAAUACCUCGGCCAGCAGCUGCAGUGGUUCGCUGACUGUGGAACCCUAUCUUCCGCAGGCCGAGGGCAUUGUCACGCAGUACGAGGCGCGUCCGAUCUUCACGAGAUUCUGCGCCACUGCCGAGAAUGCCCAGCUCACGGCUCGCUACUGGCUGGAUCCGCUGCCCAUCGAACUGAUCGAGGAUAUGAAUGAGCCUAUUUACGAGCGCAUUGCCUGCGAUCUCACGGAUUUGGCAAAUGUUUGUCUUAAUCCGGAUUUAAAUGUGGCUGGAGAUAGCAAGCGGGUAAUGAACUUAUCCGGCUCGCCGCAAUCCAAUCGCGAGAUGACGCCGACGGCACCUUGUUUCCGCACACGCCGAGUGGAAGUGGAACCGGCCACUGGUCGUCCGGAGAAGAAGAUGUUUGUUUCUUCGGUUAGGGGACGUGGCUUCGCUCGUCCUCCGCCAUCUAGAGGCGAUCUGUUUCGUUCCCGUCCACCCAACACCUCUAGACCGCCAUCCCUACACGUCGAUGACUUUCUGGCCCUGGAAACUUGUGGCGCCCAGCCCACAGGACCCACUGGCUACAACAAGAUACCCUCCAUGCUCAGGGGCUCCAGAGUGGGACGCAAUCGUGGAUCCCGCAUUUCGGCAGCGGCUGCUUUUAGACAAAAGAAGCUGAUGCGCAUUGGUUCACCCUCCAGCUGGGCAGACUCUUCGGGAUCCUAUCGUUCCGGCUCGGAUUCACAUUUUAAUAGCAGCGAUUCGCACUACUCGUCGCCUCACUACAGUGGAAGGCCGCGUGGCCGUGGCCUGCGCUCCAGACCAUCCUACUUGAGAUAGGAGGAAGUUCUCGAUUCCACUUCCCAUAAAAGGGCUAGAAAUUAGGAGCCAGUUAAUCGUUAGUUAAGCCGUUUAAUUCCCUUACUUAAUAACAAGUGCUGAUUUUGCUGAUUAGCUCACUGUA